Molecule: messenger RNA, 467 nt
Organism: Williopsis jadinii
Lineage: Eukaryota; Fungi; Ascomycota; Saccharomycetes; Phaffomycetales; Wickerhamomycetaceae
Gene: FYV7
Product: Fyv7p
Exons: 2
Coding region: 1-441 (146 amino acids)
Source: RefSeq, a predicted model, not a curated record
AUGGUUGAGCAUAAGAACGGUCGUUUCCAGAAGAAGAAGAAUCCGUAUUUGGAUAGAAGGGAGUCGAAGAAUAGAGAGAUCAGACAGGCUCUGACACAUAAAGCCAGACUCAAAAGGAAAUACCUCAAGGAGCUUGAAAGAUCCGGAGAAUCAGUCCCAGACAAGGAAGAAGUACAUAGGCACAGAGUGGUGAGAGAAGCCGACAAGGGGCCGUCGUUCCAAGAACGUCAACAGAUAGCUAAAGAGAGAAAGAAGUUCCUUCGAGAAUUACGUGAGAAGGAGAAAAAACAGAGAAUGGAAACGGUUCAGCUGAAACGUGAAGCAAGGGACAAGAAGAAGGAACUACUAUCGCAGAAGACCAGAACUGGACAGCCUCUUAUGGGUCCAAGAAUCAACAAUUUAUUGGAAAAGAUUCAAAAACAGUACGGUAAUGAUCAAUGAAAACGUAUCAUAUGGACACCGAAUGU